GAAACCACUGCAUGGAUACACUGGAUUACAUUUUUAUGGAAUAGCACAAAAUAAUUGUACUAAUUUUAUCAGUAUAUCCAUAUUAAUGGUGAUGCUUACAGAUUACCUCACAAUUCCACCUAUUCCGCCUCUUUGGAUUUAUGCCAAGCUGGUAAGGGAGCAAUAUAAAAGAGACACAAAUGUUCCCUGUGUGUCCAUUUGCAUUUGACUAACAUAACUUCUGUACACUACAACUAGCACAGAAUCAAGUCAUGCUGCUCUUCCUGAUGUUAGCGUUGUCCUCACUGGUGCACUCGGCUCCUCUUGUUAACAAGUCCCUGCCACUGGACUGUGAAGACGUUUACCAGAUAAGGGUAAUGAAGAAUGCCUCUGCUCCUAGUGGAGUGUACACCAUUUACCCAGCAGGGUCUAAACCUGUGAAGGUGUACUGCGAUAUGGGCUGCGUGGACAGCAACGGCCACAACGAUGGGAGGUGGACAGUGAUUCAGAGGAGAAUUAACGGCAGUGUGAGUUUCUAUCGGCCAUGGGCGCAGUAUAAGGAAGGAUUUGGUAAUGCUGCUACUGAAUACUGGCUAGGUCUGGAGAACAUCUACAUGAUGACCUACACAGAAAAGUAUCAGCUGAGAGUGGACAUGGAGGAUUUUGAGAGAGGCAGUGCCUACGCCCAGUACACUACAUUCUAUGUCGAGCAAGAGUCCACAGACUACAGGCUGAAUAUUGGAGGCUACAUCAAUGGAGGAGCAGGUGAUUCUUUGUCCUAUGUGAAUGGAAGAGGUUUUUCAACCUUUGACAAAGAUCCAACAGGAUAUUGUGCAGAGACUUAUUCUGGGGGUUUCUGGUAUAACUAUUGGACAUGCCUAUACGCCAACCCCAAUGGCCUGUACAAAUAUGGGAAUGUGGGCACAGCAUACACAGGGGUCAUGUGGGAGACCUGGAAAGGUAGCUACUACUCUCUGAAGACCACUGUGAUGAAGAUCAGACGGAUGAGUCUAGAAGAUCUUUUAGCUUUCCAGAUUACUUUUAGAAACGUUUAGCUUUCCAGAUCUAGAUAGCUAGAUGAAUAGAAUAGAAAUGUCUAAUAUCUCUCAAUGCUACUGGUCAUGGAUUUUCAGUAAAAUGAUCUACUUAUUCAUUAAUCCUACUUAUAAAUAUGUUUUAUCCGGUGGUACAUACCCUGUAAUGUCCUCCAUUCUCUGCUGUUUUAGUUUCUUUUCUAAAUGAUAUUGGUACAGAUGUAUCAAGGAAUAAAUUUUUAUCCUUGAAUUUUUUCUUGUAUGCAUUUUUAGUUAAAAGUUUUUU
Messenger RNA from Hemibagrus wyckioides, 1299 nucleotides. Its product is annotated as microfibril-associated glycoprotein 4-like. The coding region runs from base 252 to 1034 and encodes 260 amino acids. NCBI's taxonomy places the organism in Eukaryota, Metazoa, Chordata, Actinopteri, Siluriformes, Bagridae. Gene Ontology annotation, biological process: elastic fiber assembly. The transcript is spliced from 5 exons. The record is from RefSeq and is a predicted model, not a curated record.